This is a messenger RNA of Austrofundulus limnaeus, 1952 nucleotides long. RefSeq names its product WD repeat-containing protein 26. Gene Ontology annotation, biological process: proteasome-mediated ubiquitin-dependent protein catabolic process. Lineage: Eukaryota; Metazoa; Chordata; Actinopteri; Cyprinodontiformes; Rivulidae. Gene Ontology annotation, cellular component: GID complex. Gene Ontology annotation, molecular function: protein binding. The record is from RefSeq and is a predicted model, not a curated record.
ACAUGACGUCACUGCGCUUGGCUGAGCUGCGUCUGUCUAGAAGCGACAAUAACAAGCGCAGCAACAACAUCUGACCGAGGAUACCGAGCUGCUGACAGGCUAACAGCCGACACUUUACACCAUGAAGCUGUGGGAAUAAAUCCCAGCUGCGGUUCCGUGUCCUCCAGCCUCACCACCGGGUUAUCGGUCCGGAACCAGSCGCUGGGGGAACAGGGCAUUUCGGGGCUGCAUCUGGGUCAGUGGGCCUGUCGGUGUUAAGUCGUGUCCCCGGUGUCCCGGCGCGUCUCACCGCCUUUUAUUAUCGUCGUCUCGGUUCUAAGCGGUUAGCAUGCAGGCUAAUGGGUCGGGACAGGACCGAGAGUCCGAGUUGUCCCUCCUGACCGGUACUCAGAACGGUGAGACGUCCUCCUCCGGAGUCCCACACUCCAAUGGACUUCUCAGCACCAACGGAACCGCUGUCAGCAACAACAACAACAACGGAGUGUUAUGUCACUCCGACUCUGUCUCCGACAACAACAGCACCGAGGACCAGGACCAGGACCUGGACCAGGAUGGAACCUCAGGCAGGAAGAAGAACAACCGGCUGUCAGAGUCCGAGGAGGACGUGAUCCGGCUGAUAGGACAACAUUUACACGAUCUGGGUCUGAAUCAGACGGUGGACCUUCUGAUGCAGGAGUCCGGCUGCAGACUGGAACACCCCUCUGCCACCAAGUUUCGUAAUCAUGUGAUUGAAGGAGAGUGGGACAAGGCUGAAAGUGAUCUGAAUGAGCUGAAGGCACUGAUGCAUUCUCCCAGUGCGAUCGUGCGGAUGAAGUUCCUCCUGCUGCAGCAGAAGUACCUGGAGUAUCUGGAGGAUGGGAAGGUCCUGGAGGCUCUUCAGGUUCUCAGAGCCGAGCUCACGCCUCUCAAGUAUAACACAGAGCGUAUCCACAUUCUGAGUGGGUACCUGAUGUGCAGCCACGCAGAUGACCURAGAGCCAAAGCUGAGUGGGAAGGAAAAGGCCCGGCAUCCAGAACUAAGCUGCUGGACAAACUGCAGACGUACCUGCCUCCAUCGGUGAUGCUCCCUCCUCACCGCCUGCAGACUCUCCUGAAGCAGGCCGUGGAGCUGCAAAGAGAGCGCUGCCUGUACCACAACACCAAGCUGGACUGUGGACUGGACUCUGUGUCUUUGCUGCUGGACCACACCUGCAGCCGGAAACAGUUUCCGUGCUACACUCAGCAGAUCCUCACAGAACACUGCAAUGAAGUCUGGUUCUGCAAGUUCUCCAAUGACGGCACCAAACUGGCCACGGGGUCCAAAGACACUACAGUUAUUGUGUGGCAAGUUGACAUGGAAACACAACACCUGAAGCUGUUGAAGACUCUGGAGGGCCACGCCUACGGGGUUUCCUACCUGGCUUGGAGUCCUGAUGAUGCUUAUUUAAUAGCCUGUGGUCCUGAUGACUGCUCCGAGCUGUGGCUGUGGAACAUUCAGACGGGAGAGUUACGAACAAAGAUGAGUCAGUCUCACGAAGACAGCCUGACGAGUGUGGCCUGGAACCCUGACGGUAAACGGUUCGUUACCGGAGGCCAGAGAGGCCAGUUCUACCAGUGUGAUUUAGAUGGGAACCUGUUGGACUCCUGGGAAGGGGUCCGGGUCCAGUGCCUGUGGUGUCUGAAUGACAGCCGGACCGUCCUCGCAUCUGAUACCCAUCAACGUAUCCGAGGAUAUAACUUUGAGGACCUGACAGACAGAAACAUAAUACAGGAGGACCAUCCCAUCAUGUCUUUCACUGUCUCCAAAAAUGGACGUCUGGCUCUUCUUAAUGUUGCUACUCAGGGGGUGCACCUGUGGGACCUACAGGACCGGGUUCAGGUCAGGAAGUACCAAGGGGUGACCCAGGGUUUCUACACCAUUCAUUCYUGUUUCGGAGGGCACAAUGAGGACUUCAUCGCCAGUGGCAGUGAAG